Messenger RNA from Vitrella brassicaformis, 5065 nucleotides. NCBI's taxonomy places the organism in Eukaryota, Vitrellaceae. The record is from the annotation of a GenBank genome assembly.
GCUGUUUGCUUGGGGGGUGUUGUCGUCGCGCCACACAUCAUCGGAGGCCGAGACACCGGCUGACUGCGAGUCUGCACCUGCAUGGCAUGAUGCAGCCAGCCAGCAGUUUAGUUUAAGUGUGUGUAGAGUGCCGUAGGUAGGCAGGAAUGCACUGGUGCUAUUUGGCUUACGUCACGUGCCUGUGUGUGUGUGUGUGUGUGUGGAUGUGGCUGUGGAUGUGCAUGUGUGACAAUCGGCUGCGGCCAGGGGCUGACGCUGUUGUAGCUCUUGAUCGAGAGUGUGUUGUGUGUCUGUGGGGGCGUGUCGUAGCCGCCUCUCCUCACGACAGGCAGGUCGGUGUGGCCGAGGAAUGCGCGUGUGCGUGUGUGCCUGUCCUGUAGCGCCCACCCGCCGUCCACGGCCACCUGCACUCACUCGUCAAUACAGAAUAGGAUCUCUCUCUCUCUCUCUCUCGUCCGCGGCUCCCCUCACUGACUGACUACUUACCUGAAUCGGGUCUUGCGUGCCUGCAGCAACACAUACAUACACAGAUCUGCAGGUAUAGUAUACGUAGCAAUUUGUGUGAUGUGUUGUGUGUCGGCUACGUCUCUCCUGCCGUAAAGAUGUGGUGCUGCGGGUCCUUUCCUGAUUGUUGGAUGCAGACAGACAGACAGAAGCACGGACGGACACCGUCAGCUCGUUGGCUUGGGAGGUUAUACGUAUGUUCGAUCAACGAACCAAGGAAUGAACCAAUGGAUGGAUCACUUGACUCACCUGUUUGGGCGUUCGCCGCCCCUCGUACUCGUGCAUCGACCCAAGCUGCUCAACUCGCUGCACACACAGUGGGAACAAACCCACCAGCGACAGAAACACAGAACCAUAUGUCCGUCCGUCACAGAAACACCGCUACAACAUAACCUGCCUUGCUCUGCCUUCCUACCUGCGGCAUUCCUUGACGAUGGAUGCGCACAUUGGGCACCACAUGCGGGCCGCAAUCGCCCACAGGCACCUCCAGAGUCUGCGGCCGUGGCUCAGGCUUCCUGAUAAGGUUUUGCUUGAGGAUGUUCUGCGUGCCUUGAUAGAAGGGCUCGGCCACUGGCCUGCACAAGACACAUCAAAGACAGACAUGGCAUUGGAGAAUGACAUAUGGGGAGAGAGACACGGCAGGCAGUGUUGUUCCUCCUUCCUUUAAUUACUCAAUCAUGGGUCUCGGCGCUCUCAGUCUAACAGGGCUUGGCGCGAAGGCCCCUGCAUUCGGUCCCAUCGCCGGCGCGCCGGGCAUCGCUGGUAGUCUCGGAGGGGUAGCAAUCCCUGCAAUCCCCGGCGGCAGAGGUCGCACGAGAGCGGGCGGAGGCGUGCCGAUCGGUGAUGGCAAAGGAAUGUGUGGAGGAUGGGCCAUGCGGAAGGUGGGAGGCGUGAAGGGGCCUGGGUGAUGAUGCAUGGGGACUAGAGCGCCGGUCGAGGGCGGGAAGGACACGAUGGGUGUGGGUGUCGACGGGCGAGGAGGCGACAGUAGCAGGGGCGGCCGCAUGCUGCCGUACGGAUGCACAUUAGUCGUGUCUGCAGCAAAGCAACCGAUCCGAUCCGUGUACACGGACAGACACAUACAUACACAUAUGUAUACGUCCCUGUCUGUCUCCCUCUCCUUUGCUUACACUGCAUGAGCUUCGGCGUCACGGGCCGCUGCACCAGCACAGGCGCUCCAGCAGGGCUGUGUGUGAGCUUGUUCAGAGGGUUCGCCUUGGCUGCAGCCAGACUCACUCUGGCGACCAGAGGCGAAGGCGAGCGGCUGGGCGACGGCAACGGGGGCUGCCGUGGCGGGGUCAGAGUGGGUGACGACACAUUGACAAGGCGUGUGCGGAUAGGGGCAGACUGCGCACGCACUGGCCCGGGAGAGGGUGGCGGAGGGAAGGGCGGUGGCUGCACGCGUGAUGGGGGAGGGGUCAUUGUCCCCGGCGGCAAUGGCAUCCUGAUCGGCAUCGUUGGUGUGAAAACAGGUGGCGGAGUGCCGGGGGGCGCGGGGAAUGGCGGCCGAACGCUGUGCAUAGGGGGAGAGGGAGGGAAAUAUGGAGGGGUCAGAGGCCGUCCAGGCCCGAAAUGCGCCGAGGGGACGGGGGAUAAAGGCGGCGGGCCGAUGUACAAUGGAGGGACCGAUGAGGGCGGCGGGCGGACCGGUCCAGAUGCGGGAGAAAAGGCCGCAGAUGUCACUGGAGUGCUGGCUAUGCUGGACGGCCUGCAGGAAGACGCAGAGGAAACGUGUCUGCCGUUGCAGAGAUAGAUGGAAGAGAAAGGAAACUCACUGAGUCUGUGGGUUGAGAGCACACUCGAUCUCCUGCGCCACAGGGCCAUCAGCAUCGGCAUCCGCUGUCUCCGUCUUGCCCUUUGAAAAGCUCGGGAACUUGCCCUUCUCAGACACCACUGUGCCGCGCGGUAUCUCAGGCUCUCUUCGGCCCUUGUUGCUUUGGGCAGGAGACCCCUGCAGUGGGCCCCGUAAGCUCUUCCUCCCGCCCUAUGGCAGACACCCAUAAGAGAAAGCCAAGCAAAAGUGCGGCUGAUCGAUCCACAUGUAUUUCUUCCUGGUCUUGUCCCUCCCUCCUCCCUCCCUCCGUCCCUGACCUUGGGGCUUAUUCUUCCUUUGGGGCUGUUGCUGCCACCCAUGUGUGUGUGUGCCCAGACCGGCAUUGUUUGACUGUAUGCAUACGCCCCACCCGGCAGGACCUGCACCCCUUGCUGCACGCUCGGCGUCCAGUCGCCAACACCCACACUCUGCACGACAGGCUUAGGCUUCUCUGGCGCCGGCGGCCACAGGGGGACUUUGCCCUUCGUAACCGCCGCCUUGAGGCGACUUGCCUUGCCGGCUGCUGCCUUGUUGGCUGAUCGUGCGCUGCCUGGAGGGGUGGCGCUUCUCCGACUCCGAUCGGAGCGGGGAGUGACGCUCCUGAAGAGUUGAAAGGAAUGGCAUACGGGGCAGGCAGACAGUGAGACGCUACAGUGUUAUCUCUCGUACCUGUCCCUUCUGGGUGGGGACGGAGUUGCUCUCUUCUUGACGCUGACAGCCUUCUUUUUCUUGACCACAGCCUGUGGCGCCUUUCUGGGAGUCAACAUUUCGCUUCUCGGUGUCAGCGAUGCACUUGGCGGAGUCACCCCUCCAGGCGACCUCCGCCCUGGCAGUGGACUCUUCUUCGCGGCCCGCGCGACCUUCCGGGGGUCUCCCUUGGGGCUUCUCGAGGGGAUUCUGCUGCCCUUCCCACUACUGGGCGUAACGCUUCUCGGUGUGGACCUGGGGGUGAGGUUGUUUGAGCGUGCGUCGGUCAGUCGGGGCAUCCUCGGUGCUGGUGGGGGGCUUCGCGACUUGCCCUUGACGGCCUUGGUCUUGUUGCCUUUUGGUGGAGUGACUGGCGGGGAGCGUGAUGGUGUGCGCGAGAGUGAGGCAGAGGGCAGAUGGGAUGCCGGACGGGAGGCCGGCCGAGACAGCGGUGGCGCCGCCGACUUGGAGGAUGGCUGAGCUGCUGCACGGGCGCACAGCACGUGGGCAGACGAAAUGCAGAUGCAAUCGUUGGCUGCAGCUGUGCGAUCGUGUGUCUCACUCACUCACCUAUCGUUCGUUUCUUCGGUGCUGCAUUUCUGAUCCGCUGACUGGACGUCGACCUUGGUGUGGGCGUCUGACUCCGACUGACACUGGCGCUGCCCGGCAGUCGCUUCCCUCUUCCGAGAGGCAUGGAGCGGCUCUUGCUCGCCGCCCCAACCGCCGUGACGGCGCUCCUUUCCCUUCUCGGUGUGCUCGUUGGUGUCCUGUCUCGAGUCAUCUUGGCGCUUGUGAGGCGAGGGACAGCCGGAUGGGCCGUCUUGGUCUUGGGAGGGGCGAUGGGGCGGGGGGAUGGGGUGUGUCUGGACAGCCCGGUGCGCGAAGGUCUGAGGAUUUCUCUCCCUCCCCCCAGCAGAGUGGGCUUCGGCGUCACUGGCGCGCUUGCAUGGCGGUUCCUCGCUGGUGCCGUCACUUUGUGUCCUCCAUGGCCGGACGAUUCUUUCAGAGUCGAGCCGAAGGAGAACACCAGCCUCUCAUCCUCGUCGUGUCUGUGCUGCUUUUUGGGCACGAGAGGCGCCGAUCGCGAUUUGACGACAGAGAGAGGGGGCUGCAUUCUCUGGGGUAUUGGCUUUGCGAGUGUGCGCGACCGGCUGAUGUUGGGUGUGUUUGCUGGGGCGGGGGGAAGCGAAGGCUGCCGCUUAUUGGUCGGAGGAGUGUGGACGGGGAAGGGGGCCGUCUUGGCCAAACGAGGAGCCGUGACAGGCUUGGCCGUUGUUGAGGCGGUCUCGCGGGCGGCUGCCUUUGCCUUGAGGGGUAUCUGUAGCAAAGAGGAGGUCCGGAAGGAAGAAGACAAACACACAAACGUACGGUGACCGCACUGCUGCAUCCAUGCAUCCAUACAUACCCGCAUGUCUUCUCGGAGUUUCUGGUGGGCCUGUAAAGACCGGCGAGGCGCCGACGGGGCAGGGGCAUCCGACGCGCGCAUUCUCCUCUCCUCCCGCAGCGACCUCAGCCCCUCAUCCCGCUUGGCCGAGUUUUGCGAAUGCUCCGACAGCCGCUCAACAAUGGCCAUGGCGCUGGCCCUUUGGCUGCGUAUGCUCUCCACCUCUUCCUCGAGCUCGUGCAUGGCCCGCUCGUACUUGUGCCGACUGUGGGAGCUACUCAGCGUGUUGAUGCUGAAUCGGUGGUCGCGAUGGUCCCCUGCAGACUCGGCGAGCCGGGUUGGUGGGGGCGUCUGGUGGAUGGCAGUGUCGGCUGCGUCGAUCUGUGGGGGAGGUGGGAGGGGUGAGAGGGCGUCGAGGGGCUGGGCGACAGUGAUUGUGUCUUGCAGGUUGGUCGCCUCCUCGUGCAGGAGGACCUUCGGGAACUCUGUCGCCUGCAUACAUACAUAUAUAUUUAUCACAUCAUGAGAAUGCUGUGGUCGGCUGUGUCUUUUCCACUUACGGCUCUCGUGACGAGGGGCCUGUUAUCGCCAAAAUGAAUGGGGGUCGUCUUGCUCUGCGCGGGGGGCCUGGAGCUCAGUGCACGGGCGCCGUCAUGUGGCAUAUGGCCUAGUGGCAU